Messenger RNA from Vitis vinifera (wine grape), 1494 nucleotides. RefSeq names its product disease resistance protein RPS2. Bases 1 to 1494 code for a protein of 497 amino acids. The record is from RefSeq and is a predicted model, not a curated record. The transcript has 5 exons. Gene Ontology annotation, molecular function: ADP binding; protein binding. Lineage: Eukaryota; Viridiplantae; Streptophyta; Magnoliopsida; Vitales; Vitaceae.
AUGAAUGUUGAUGAGGCAAUCAAUGUGAAACCAUUGUCUGAUUAUGAAGCUCUCAACAUGUUCAAGGAAAAAGUAGGCGAGUGUAUUAGUAACUUCCCAAAAGUUACACAAGUGGCCCAGGUGGUGGUUAAAGAGUGUGGGGGUUUGCCGCUACUGAUAGACAAAUUGGCAAAAGCCUUCAAAAAAAGCAGUGGGAACAAGAAAAGCGUUAAGAUGACCAAAGUGCUUCGGGAAAUGGCCCUUAAAAUAUCACAACAAAGGGAAGAUUCCAAAUUUUUAGCAAAGCCACGUGAGGGAUUGAAAGAGCCUCCAAAUCCUGAAGAAUGGAAACAGGUAUAUCGCAUCUCUUUGAUGGAUAACGAACUGCACAGUUUACCAGAAGCUCUAGACUGUUGUGAUCUUGUAACAUUGUUACUUCAAAGGAAUAAGAACUUGGUUGCCAUUCCUGAGUUCUUCUUUACAUCAAUGUGCCAUCUUCGAGUUCUGGAUUUGCAUGGCACGGGCAUCACAUCAUUACCUUCAUCUUUAUGCAACUUGAUUGGUCUUAGAGUACUUUAUCUGAAUUCUUGCAUCCAUUUGGUAGGACUCCCAACUGACAUAGAAGCGCUUAAGCAGCUUGAGGGGAAGCCAAACUCAGAACCAAUCAGGAAAUGUUUCAAGCUUUGUUUCCUUGGAAGAGUUCGCUCCAGCCCAGCAUGGAAAGAUUUCUUUGUCAGGACCAGCCCAGCUUGGGAAGAUCUCUCUUUCACAUUCCAAUUUGCUGUUGGCUACAAUUGUCUGAAAUUCAUCAAUGGCGAAGGCAUUAAUCCUGUAAUCUCCAAGGUACUUGCAAAAACUCAUGCAUUUGGACUAAUUAGCCACAAGGGAGUUUCAAGGCUAUCAGAUUUUGGUAUCGAGAACAUGAAUGAUCUCUUUAUUUGUUCAAUUGAAGGAUGCAAUGAAAUUGAAACCAUCAUCAAUGGUACUGGAAUAACAAAAAGUGUGUUUGAAUAUUUGCACCAUUUGCACAUAAAGAAUGUCUUAAAAUUGGAAAGCAUUUGGCAGGGCCCUGUUCAUGCUGAAAGUUUGACUCUUUUAAGGACUCUAGUCUUACUUAGAUGUCCACAGUUGAAGAAGAUAUUCUCUAAUGGCAUGAUUCAGCAGCUUUCUAAGCUGGAGGACUUGAGAGUUGAAGAAUGUGAUCAAAUUGAAGAGAUAAUAAUGAAAUCGGAGAACAAUGGAUUAGAAGCCAACCAACUUCCAAGACUGAAGACCCUAACACUCCUUAAUCUCCCAAGACUGAGAAGCAUUUGGGUUGAUGAUUCACUGGAGUGGCGAUCUUUACAGAGAAUUGAAAUAUCUAUGUGUCACAUGUUGAAGAGAUUGCCUUUCAACAAUGCCAAUGCAACCAAAUUGAGAUGCAUAGAAGGGCAGCAAGCAUGGUGGGAAGCACUACAAUGGAUGGAUGACGGUGCCAUUAAACAGAGAUUAGAGUCUCUUUGCAUGCUCAACUAG